AUGAUGCUUAAGGUACAGCAAUAUGAUUUAAAAGUUAAAUAUACCCCAGGUAGUGCAUUGUAUAUUGCUGAUACUCUGAGUCGGGCUGGUCCAAAUAGCAAGUUAGAGGGUACGAGUGAGAGUGAUGAAUUUGAAGUUCAUUUGGUAGUACCAAUCUCGAAAGAAAAGACAGAAGAGUUUAAGUCGGAAAUGGAUCGAGAUAUUGUUAUGUCAAAGCUGAAAGAAAUGGUAUUGCGAGGCUGGCCAGAUAAAAUUUCAGAAGUAGAUCAGGAUGUACAAGCAUAUUGGAAUUUCAGAGAUGAAUUAUGCAUUUGUGAUGGUCUUUUAAUGAAAGGAGAUCGCUUGAUUACACCGUCUAGUCUGCGUACAGAAAUGCUAGAUAAGAUACAUAGUAGUCAUUUGGGAAUGGAGAAAUGUUUAAAUCGAGCUAGGGAUUGUUUAUUUUGGCCUGGUAUAACUAAACAAAUUCAAAAGAAAGUUGAGAAAUGUCAAACUUGUAACAGAUACAGGAAUAAGCAAGUGAAAGAGCCAUUAAUGCCACACGAAGUACCUGUUCGACCUUGGCAGAUUUUAGCAGCUGACAUGUUUAUAGUGGGAAAAGACAAUUAUUUGGUUCUAGCGGAUUAUUAUUCUAAAUAUUUUGAAUUAAACCAGCUCUCGGACAGCACUAGUAUCACAGUAGUUAAGGUUCUUAAACAACAAUUUGCUAGACACAGAAUUCCUGAGAUUUUAUAUACUGAUAAUGGUCCUGAGUUUGCCAGCAAGGAAUUUUGUGCAUUUGCCAGCCAGUACCAGUUUCAACAUGUCACGUCUUCACCGCGGUUUCCUCAAAGCAACGGUUUUGUUGAAAGAACUAUACAAAAAGCGAAGAAGUUGUUAAAAAAAGCUUAUGAUGAUGGCCAUGAUCCUCAUUUGGCAAUAUUGGAAUUGCAAAAUAUUCCAAUCCAAGGG
Molecule: messenger RNA, 951 nt
Organism: Dendronephthya gigantea
Lineage: Eukaryota; Metazoa; Cnidaria; Anthozoa; Malacalcyonacea; Nephtheidae
Exons: 1
Biological process (GO): DNA integration
Molecular function (GO): nucleic acid binding
Source: RefSeq, a predicted model, not a curated record